Molecule: messenger RNA, 5031 nt
Organism: Dromaius novaehollandiae (emu)
Lineage: Eukaryota; Metazoa; Chordata; Aves; Casuariiformes; Dromaiidae
Gene: TDRD1
Product: tudor domain containing 1
Exons: 24
Coding region: 175-3330 (1051 amino acids)
Source: RefSeq, a predicted model, not a curated record
GGAGAGUUAUCCUUCCAAAAUUGAUGUUUCAGUAUAACUUCAAAACUUGAAGAUAUUAAAAUACUUAAUUAGUGUGUAUGUGUGCAUGAAUUAAUUUUUAAAUCCAUGCUUUUGUAGUUACGUGGCAUAUGACCAUAUUAACACCUGUUGUCAUACUUGGAUGUGAACAUUUUUAUGAUGGCCCAGCCACUUCACGUGAAGAACAAAGGAAAUUCAGUGGAAGGUGCAACUCAUAGCAGGAGGCUGCGGUUGACAGCUGCAGCUGAUGAAGGAAACUCUGUACCCCAUUCUGAUGUGAUUCAGGAGAAGCCAAAGAAGUUGCAAUAUUCCUCUGAGAAUGUUUUCUCUAUUGGCUAUGAUCAGAGUCUGUUUAGUUUGCUAGUAUCACCCCCACAAAAGAUGACAUGCCAUCAUUGUGGUUUAUUUGGAUCCCUGAGGUGUUCACAAUGUAAGCAGAUAUGCUAUUGUUCUACAGACUGCCAGAAGAAAGAUUGGCAAACGCAUGGUGUUGUAUGCAAGCCAGUUAAACAGAAUUUAAGCAGUAACAAUGGAGGCAAGCCACCUGCUAAAGCCAAGAGGAGAGUUUACCUUAAGGGUAAUUCAGCAUCUGCGGAUUCCCUCCAGAUAGAAGAGCACAUCAAGAAAAUAAUGCUUUCGGAUCUCCAAACUCUAGGGCUUAAAAAAGCUAUGGAAAUAAAGGGUAUAGUAACAGAGUUCAGGAGUCCAAGUGAAUUUUAUGUCCUGAUAAGUUCUCCGGAGGUUUUAGACCGUAUCAAUAAAAUUUCUGUGAAACUGCAAGACUGUUACGCUAAUACAGUUAUUCAAGAGGAGUAUAUUCCUAUGAAAGGGGAAGUCUGUGUUGCAAAAUAUUCUUUGGAUCAGACCUGGAAUAGAGCACUGGUAAAAGAUGUGGAUAUAUUGCAAAAGAAAGCCCAAAUAUUCUACAUUGAUUAUGGAAAUCAAGAAGACAUUUCACUGUCCAGGAUUAAAGCACUCCACAAAGACAUUGAACGGUUUCCUCCAUGUGCCAUUAAGUGUUCCCUUGCUAAUUAUGAUGCAAGACAAAAAGGAUGGAAUGAAGGCAUCACUAGCUUUUCUCCUCAGUUCAUGGGAAAGCACUGUUCAGUAACUGUUGUUGACAUACUGCAGGAAGAAAUGAUGCUCAAUUUUGCUGUGGAUGUUGUUCUUCCAGAUUCUGGGAAAUGUCUAGAUGCAGUACUGUUAGAAGUGAGAUCUGAUUUAACUCCAAAGAACAAUGCCACGGGAACAGACUCUCCAAGAGAAAACCAUUCUAAAGGAAGUGAAGAAAAAAUAGCUGAAGGUGAAGAACCACUUCACACUGCUGAUUCGGUUGCAAAAUGUGUCUGUAUAUGUGUUGGAGAUGCAUUUUCUGGUGUGGUUUCCCAUGUUCAAACUCCAGAAAAUUUUUUCUGUCAGCAGAUGCACAAUGGACGUCAUCUUGCUGAGCUUCAAGUGUCCCUUGGUGAAUAUUGUGACAAAAUUCCCAGUAUCCCAGAUUUCCAUCCUGCUGUUGGAAAUGUGUGCUGUGCCCAAUUCACAGAAGACAAUCUUUGGUAUCGUGCUGCCAUUCUAGCAUACACUUCUGAAGAUACUGUUCUGGUGGGCUAUAUAGAUUAUGGUAAUUUUGAAGUUCUUCACCUGACUAGACUUCGUCCUAUGAUUCAGAGACUAAUGGAGUUUCCAGUUCAAGCAAUAAGAUGUACUUUGGCAGGUGUAAAGCCACUGAUGGGAGCCUGGACCUCAGAAGCUAUUUCUCUCAUGAAACAACUGGUGCAAGACAAAGUGUUCACAGUAAAAGUAGUUGAUAAAAAGAGUAAUAGCUUUGUGGUGGAGCUCGUAGAUGCAUCAGUUACUCCAGUACAAAAUGUAUCAAACUAUCUCCUAGAAAAAGGCUGUGCUGCUGAGGAAUCAAAGAUGGCAUUGCCAGCAAUUGAAAUGAGUGAUGUUGAGGAGGCAAAUGAGAAUACAGCAAACAAAAACAUUUGGAUGUGGAGUAAAUUAACUCUUAAACAAACAGUGGAUGUCAUAGUGUGUACCCUGUACAACCCCGGAGAAUUCUACUGUCAGGUUUCAAAUAGCAGUGAGUUACUUGCUCUAAACUCACUUAAUAAAUCAUUGUCUGAAUACUGUCAAAAAACUCCACCGAGUGUUUUUAAACCUAAGAAUGGAGAUCCGUGCUGUGCUUUUUUCUCUGCUGAUGGUAACUGGUACCGUGCUCUCGUGCAAAAUGUUGCUUCAGAUGGAGCUGUUAAAGUAUGCUUUGUGGACUACGGAAAUGUUGAGGAAGUACCACUGGAUAAAAUUCGUAUAAAGCCUGUUAACAGCAAAUGGAUCCCAGAAGCUACAGCAAGAUUUCAUAUGUAUGCGGCAGGGAUAAAGCUUCAAGCCAGAGUAGUUUCCUUUUCCAGAGAUGGGGCAGGUGUAGAGCUCAUUGACAAUUCCACAAGUUGUCCUAAAGUGAUCAAUGAGAUGUUAAUUUAUGAACAGUUGGCUGUAAAGGAAGUUUUACAAGAUAAAAAUAAGUGUCCAAAUAAAUUUGUUGACAAAAAAGAAAUCUCACUUGGGCAAUGGAAGUCAGUAGAACUGGCUAUAGAUGAAACCCUAUCUGUCUGUGUAACGGAAGUCAUAAGUCCAGACUUGUUCUAUGCUGUGCCAGUUCAAACUAGAGUAGAUCUAGAGACGCCACAUAUGCAGCUGAUUGACCUGGAAGAGUAUUGCAAAUCUUGUCACAAGCAGCCCUUUAAACCCAAAGUGGGUGAAGUCUGUUGUGCAAAGUUUUCAGGUGAUGGCCGUUGGUACAGAGCUCUUGUUCUAAAAGUUUCUCAGUCCUUAGUGAAAGUACUAUAUGCAGACUAUGGGAAUACAGAAACUUUACCACUUUCGAGCGUGCUGCCAAUCACUGAUUCCUACUUGAAGCUGCCUUUUCAGAUAAUUAAAUGUUCACUUGCAGGAAUAAAGAAAGCUGAGUGGCCUCCAUUAUUACUAGAUAUGUUAAAAGAAAUGUUAUUGAAUAAAUAUGUCACAAUUACAGUGAAAGGGAUUAGUGGGAAUGUUAAUUUAGUAAUAGUGGAGAAACUCUCUGAAAAUGGUACUCUGAAUGUAGCUGACAAACUAGUAAUGGAAGGCUUGGUCAAAUACUGCAGUACUGGGAACUCACGUGCUCUACAUCAAGGCUGUGGGAGUGAGACCAAAUGCUGCUGCGCAGAAUUGAGAGUGCAACUUAAGAAGCAUGAACAGAUUCUCCUCUUUCUUUUAAACAAAUAUGGAAAUUGUGAUGGAUUCAGUGAAAUGAAAAAACUGUUGGAUUAAGUCUCUCUGACAUGUGCAAUUUCAUUUGUAUUUAUACCAGGUUGCUGCAAUUCAUUUUUUUGGAAGAGCAAUUGUAUGCAUCAGCUUAUAAAGGAGAGAGUUGCUUUGUAGAAAUUUUGCUGUUUAGAUACCAGCACGUAUGGACUAUUGUUGUGAAAUAACUACUUAACCUUGAAGGAUUUCAAAGCUGCAAGUUAAUUUUUCUCUUCUGUUUUUGUUUGAUACAAUGUGUUUAUAAGCGCUUUGCUUUUAUUUAGCUGUUGAAUGUGCAUAACCUACAAUGCAGUGGCAUUCCAUAGAAUAAUCGGCUUCUGCAUACCUGAAUUUCAAACAAUUCUAAUCAUAAAGCUUGCUUCAGCUUUGAUUAAUGCCUUUCAUUUUACUUGAAAAAUGAUAUCUUCUGAUUAUAGUCAUCUUUCAACUUAAUUUCUUGUCUAUCUGAAGUUAGACUGAAAAUCAUUCUUUAUAAGCUUGGUUUCAGUAUCAUUAAAAGUUAAAUCUUGGACUGUAUAUGGAUAGUUCUCUCUCCCUACAAUCAGUAAACACUUAGAUGCACACAACUCUUUAUUUACAAUUAUGCUGUUUAAUUUGGACCUGUGAAUGUUGUUUUGAAAUGAGUUCUAAUAGAUCUCUUGAUUUUUGUCUGUGUUACAGUUAGCUGUAUGUUUAAGACUGGUACCCUGCCAAUUUUUUUCAUGUCAUAAUAAAAAGAUCACAUUCUGGGAUAUGACAAAAGUACUGAAAGUCCAUUAAUAAACUUUGAUUCAGUAUUUCUCAAAAAUAUAAUUAAUACCUAGUCAUUAUUCCUGACUCUUAAUCCAGUGGCAAUGAUACUAGUGGGUUCGAAAUCACUGUUCACAGAGCACAGUGAUAUUUGCUUGUUAAAGCUGCAUUGACAUUUUUUUUCUUUUGAAGUAAAUACGUUAACAUAGGGUUUUGUUCAAAUUGGAACGAUCUUGAGAUUAAACGUGUUCUGAAAGUGAAAUGUCUUUGUUUGACUUAAUGUUUCAUUUAUAAAUUGCCUCAGUUUUUCCUGCCUUUUCUUAGUUUUUCUUGCAUUCUAACACUUGCAGUGUCUAAUAAUUAGACUAAAUCUUGCACUUAGCUCUCUAGAGUUCUUCUUUUGCUCCCCAGUUCUGAACCAAGAUUGUGGCCGUCUUGAGUGUCCUUUAUCUUCCUGGGACAACUGUGACCUUUAAAAGCAUUUGUCCACAUGCAAAACAAAAUGUACUGCUGCUUUAGUCCUCCCACAGCUUUUGUUCAAUUUUCCACGUAUUGCCUCUCCUAGCAACUAAUAUUCAGCAAGCAGUCGUGCUGUUUCAAAAGAUGACUUUCACAGCAAUAGUCAGAAGUAGUCACUUUGUCUACAUUUGAAAAGCAGGAAAAAGAAAAUUCUGGAGGAGGAAACGAUUAUUUGUCCUAUGCAGGCAUCAGAAACCCUGGAAGGCAGUGGUUGGUAUUUUACUUAGUAAUGCAGGUGUGGUGUGGUGCAAAGGAAUUUGGCAAUAUCUUUCUAGAUAGCGGGAGGAAGGGAGAAUUAAAAGACCUAGAAUGGUUCAGAGUUAAUUCACUGCUUAAUUUCAGACAAAAAUUUCUGGAACAAUGGUGUAAGGUCAAAUCCAGAAAGAAAUGUGGAAACCUCUUAGACACCUUCAAAACUGUAACAUCCAAUCUCUUUGUAAAUAAAAUGCCCUAAUCUUC